Molecule: messenger RNA, 928 nt
Organism: Hirundo rustica (Barn swallow)
Lineage: Eukaryota; Metazoa; Chordata; Aves; Passeriformes; Hirundinidae
Gene: SLC25A48
Product: solute carrier family 25 member 48
Exons: 7
Coding region: 1-921 (306 amino acids)
Biological process (GO): transmembrane transport
Cellular component (GO): mitochondrion
Molecular function (GO): transmembrane transporter activity
Source: RefSeq, a predicted model, not a curated record
AUGGGAAGCGUCCAGAUCCAGGACUUCGUGGCGGGCUUGGUGGGCGGAAUUGCCAGUGUGGUUGCGGGCCAUCCCCUGGACACGGUCAAGACUCGUUUGCAAGCUGGACAAGGAUAUGGAAAUACACUCAAGUGUAUUCUCACUGUGUACAGAAAUGAGUCUCUGGCUGGCUUCUUCAAGGGCAUGUCCUUCCCGCUGGCCAGCAUCGGCAUCUACAGCUCCGUGGUGUUCGGUGUCUUCAGCAGCACGCAGCGGUUCCUCGGGCAGCUCCACCACGGCGACCCCGCUGCCGCGCCGUCGCUCACCGACAUGACUCUGGCCAGCAUCGUGGCAGGGGUCAUCUCUGUGGGCAUUGGCACUCCCGUGGAACUGGUCAAGAUAAGGCUACAGAUGCAAACACAGCCCUACACCAAAGCAAACGCUAAACUAAAUUCCACAGUUCCUGGAUCUCCUGUGUACCGAGGCCCAAUUCACUGCUUAAGGACAAUCCUACAGAAAGAGGGGAUAGCAGGAGUGUACCGAGGCAAUGUAGCAAUGCUCCUGAGGGAUGUUCCCGGGUACUGCGCCUAUUUCAUCCCCUACGCAAUGUUCUGUGACUGGAUAACUCCUGACGGAAGCAUUUCUCCUAAUCCCUUCUCUAUCUGGGUGGCAGGGGGUGUAGCAGGAGCCGUUUCCUGGGCAGUAUGUACUCCAAUGGAUGUGGUGAAAAGUCGACUUCAGGCAGAUGGAGUUUAUUUAAACCAGUACAGAGGGAUCCUUGACUGCAUGUUGCAGAGCUACCAGAACGAGGGCUUAAAAGUCUUCUGUAGGGGCCUCAUGGUCAAUACUGUGCGAGGAUUCCCAUCGAGUGCUGCCAUGUUUCUUGGCUAUGAACUUUCUCUCAAAGCAAUGAAAAAAUGCCAAACUGACACCAGUCCCUAACUUCCAG